Messenger RNA from Trichogramma pretiosum, 915 nucleotides. Its product is annotated as mediator of RNA polymerase II transcription subunit 29. NCBI's taxonomy places the organism in Eukaryota, Metazoa, Arthropoda, Insecta, Hymenoptera, Trichogrammatidae. The record is from RefSeq and is a predicted model, not a curated record. Gene Ontology annotation, molecular function: transcription factor binding; transcription coregulator activity. The transcript is spliced from 2 exons. Gene Ontology annotation, biological process: regulation of transcription by RNA polymerase II. Gene Ontology annotation, cellular component: mediator complex. The coding region runs from base 191 to 751 and encodes 186 amino acids.
AGUUAGGCUUGUUCACAACGUGCAAAUUUUUUAGUGUACGCAUCUGGUCGUGUCUAAGCUUCGACUGCUGUUAAAAAGUUGAUAAUAUUGAAUAAGUUGUUGCUGCAGGAGAGACUCGUUACUGGCACAGCAUCAGCCAACGUUAUUAGCUUAUAACUAUUCAUCGUCGUCGCUGCGUGAAACUUCCAAAAUGAACAUGCCAAUGCAGCAAGGUGUCCCCAUGGGCAUGAAUCCAAUGGUGCAAGGCAAUCCUGUACCGAUGCCGCAAGGUCCUCCUCAUCCAGGUAUGCAUCCAGGACAGCCUGGCCCACCAGGACCACCCAUGCAGCAACCACAAGAAAAAUUUGAUAAUAUUUCCAAAGUCAAAGGUUUGAUAGGACCGCUGCGUGACUCGUUAUCGUUGGCUCUGAAAAGUGCUGCACAAACUUUGCACCAGAAUAGUCUGAUCGAUGUAUCGAAGAGUACAGAGGUUCCAGAUCAACGUUUCAAUAAGAAUUUAGAAGAAUUUUAUAGCAUUUGCGAUCAGAUUGAGCUGAAUUUAAAGACAUCCAUCGAAUGUUUGAAUCAGAAUUCUAGUUCUGGUAGAUACAUGCCUGUGUCCGUCAUGUCUGCAAGAAAUGAAAAUAUGGGUGUCCAAGAUGCACUCAAUUAUUCACAAUAUUUAGCAACUGCUAGAUCUCAAGUACAGUAUGCUAAAGACAUUUACAAUACAUUGAAUAAUGCUGCUCAAUCUAUUUCAAAUAAUGAAUGAUGAGCUAUGUAGGACUGAUAAGAUAAACUAGAAAAAGGACUUCUGUACAUAACAAAAUUAGAUUUAUAUUUAAGUUUAAGGCAAACGAUAAUUAAAGUGUAUACACUGGUAAAUUACCAGUUAUAUACUGGUUGUGUUAUUUUUAAUAGGAAAAAAUGAUGAAA